Schizosaccharomyces japonicus yFS275 is the source of this 360-nucleotide messenger RNA. RefSeq lists its product as hypothetical. Lineage: Eukaryota; Fungi; Ascomycota; Schizosaccharomycetes; Schizosaccharomycetales; Schizosaccharomycetaceae. The transcript has a single exon. The coding region runs from base 1 to 360 and encodes 119 amino acids. The record is from RefSeq and is a predicted model, not a curated record.
AUGUGGGUGGUUGACGUAUGGGAGCUGAUGCUUGUUCCCUGCAGCAGCAGCUAUCCCCAGACACUUCGGUGUAGAGUGUUGAAUGGCAUGCGCAUCCACAUGUGCACCCCACCAAAAACCUUCACCAGCCCGCACGAGGACACUCGGACGGCUCCCGUUUUCGCUUUUGCCCCACAUACCCCACUCAUCCCACUUGUGCUCUUCGUCUCUCGGCUGCUGCUCGCUCCGUCGCCUGUUAGUCGAAAGCCCGUUUCGCUCCCGGCUCUCGUUAGUUCUCGUGCUCGUUACGAGAGUCGUUGCCACACAAACGCCUUCCUCGGGAAGCGUCGUUGCGAUGACCACCACCAGACUGUCUGCUAA